Pelobates fuscus (common spadefoot toad) is the source of this 1399-nucleotide messenger RNA. It is a transcript of the gene SF3A2, whose product is annotated as splicing factor 3a subunit 2. The transcript is spliced from 9 exons. Gene Ontology annotation, cellular component: U2 snRNP; U2-type prespliceosome; catalytic step 2 spliceosome. The coding region runs from base 96 to 1316 and encodes 406 amino acids. Gene Ontology annotation, molecular function: nucleic acid binding; zinc ion binding. The record is from RefSeq and is a predicted model, not a curated record. NCBI's taxonomy places the organism in Eukaryota, Metazoa, Chordata, Amphibia, Anura, Pelobatidae. Gene Ontology annotation, biological process: spliceosomal complex assembly.
GCUCGCUGGUUUCCGCUUCCGGUGUGGCUGUGUUGGUGGUGGCCGGCGAGAGAGGAGGUUUUUGACCCUGCUUGGUACUUAAAAUCUAGGCAACCAUGGAUUUCCAGCACCGAGCCGGUGGUAAAACCGGCAGCGGCGGAGUGGCAUCUGCUUCUGAAAGCAACAGGGACAGAAGGGAACGUCUACGCCAACUAGCUUUAGAAACCAUUGACAUAAACAAGGAUCCCUAUUUUAUGAAAAACCACUUGGGUUCUUACGAAUGUAAACUAUGUCUUACCCUUCACAACAAUGAGGGUAGUUACCUGGCUCACACACAAGGAAAGAAACAUCAGACAAAUUUGGCACGUCGAGCAGCAAAAGAGGCUAAAGAAGCACCAGCACAACCCGCACCAGAAAAAGUGAAGGUUGAGGUGAAAAAAUUUGUAAAAAUUGGACGGCCAGGCUACAAAGUCACAAAACAGCGGGAUUCCGAGGCAGGCCAGCAGUCUCUUCUGUUUCAGAUUGACUAUCCAGAAAUAGCAGAAAGUAUCAUUCCUAGGCACCGUUUUAUGUCUGCUUAUGAGCAGAGAAUUGAGCCUCCGGAUAGGCGUUGGCAGUACCUGUUGAUGGCUGCUGAACCAUAUGAGACAAUUGCAUUUAAGGUCCCAAGCAGAGAAAUUGACAAGGUUGAAGGGAAAUUCUGGACCCACUGGAAUCGUGAAACCAAACAGUUCUUCUUGCAGUUCCACUUUAAGAUGGAAAAGCCUCCACCAGUACCUGCUUUGCCUCCAGCACCACCUGGCAUUAAAAGACCACCACCACCUCCAUUACUCAAUGGGAUGCCACCUCGUCCUCCAAUACCAGAAAGCAUGCCACCUCCACCUCCAGGUGGUAUGCCGCUGCCUCCUAUACCUCCUGGAGCACCUGCUCCUCCAGGUCCUCCUCCACAGCUCCCACCUGCUCCAGUGGUACCUCCUCCAGGUGUACCUCCACCUGGACCACCCCCUUCAAUGCCUCCCCCUGGUGUUCCACCUCCUGGUGUUCCUCCCCCUCCACCGAAUCCUACUGUGCCUCCACCUGGCGUGCCUCCUCCUGGUCUUCCUCCACCAGGUCUUCCUCCACCUGGUGUCCCUCCACCUCCUGCUCCAGGGGUUCCUCCACCUCCAGCACCUGGUGUCCCCCCUCCACCAGCCCCAGGCGUCCCACCGCCACCAGCACCUGGUGUACCUCCCCCAGCACCUGGCAUUCUCCCACCUGGACCAAUGCCACCGAUGUUGAGGCCCCCUCUGCCUAGUGAUGGACCUACAAAUAUCCCUCCACCCCCACCUACUAACUGAUCUCUCAUUGUUCUGAUAUUUUGGACAUUUUGUAACAUUUAUUUUAAAUCUUUAAAUAAACUGGACAGUUUGAGUAAAUUUGA